Messenger RNA from Marmota flaviventris (yellow-bellied marmot), 1949 nucleotides. It is a transcript of the gene Fundc1, whose product is annotated as FUN14 domain containing 1. The record is from RefSeq and is a predicted model, not a curated record. Gene Ontology annotation, cellular component: mitochondrial outer membrane. Gene Ontology annotation, biological process: autophagy of mitochondrion. NCBI's taxonomy places the organism in Eukaryota, Metazoa, Chordata, Mammalia, Rodentia, Sciuridae.
AGAAGAGACCAUAGACUUCUACCUCGGCCUAGAGCGGCCCUUAAAGUGCGUGGGAGAGGAGGGCGGGCGGGGACCACCCCAGAACUGGCCGCCGGCGGUAUCAUGGCGUCCCGGAACCCCCCUCCCCAAGAAUACGAAAGUGAUGACGACUCUUACGAAGUGUUGGAUUUAACUGAGUAUGCAAGAAGACACCACUGGUGGAAUCGAGUGUUUGGCCACAGUUCGGGACCUAUGGUAGAAAAAUACUCUGUAGCUACCCAGAUUGUAAUGGGUGGCGUGACUGGCUGGUGUGCAGGAUUUUUGUUCCAGAAGGUUGGAAAACUUGCAGCUACUGCAGUGGGAGGUGGCUUUCUUCUCCUUCAGAUCGCCAGUCACAGUGGCUAUGUGCAGGUCGACUGGAAGAGAGUUGAAAAAGAUGUAAACAAAGCAAAAAGACAGAUUAAGAAACGAGCAAAUAAAGCAGCACCUGAAAUCAACAAUAUAAUUGAAGAAGCAACAGAAUUUAUCAAACAGAACAUAGUGAUAUCCAGUGGAUUUGUGGGAGGCUUUUUGCUAGGCCUUGCAUCUUAAGGACAUGAAUGUUCUACUCUAGUAGUGGAUCCAACUGUGAGAAGGGAAGUGGUGGCAACAGGGUGAUCACUCAACAGCACAUGCCACCAGAGUCUCCAGAACAAGGAGAAACAACUAGCUGGACAAUACCAGAUUCACAACUUAGCAUUUUGCCACCUGAAGCUUGGCAAACUAGUAUCUGCUGUAAAACAACCUAUAUGGUAUGUGAAUAAUAGUAUUCUGGAGCAAACCAUGGCUUUCGUCAUUUUUUAAACAUUUGCAUCUAUUUAGAAACUAGUGUGUAAGAUAUCACCAUUGGAGAGAGAAAAAAUUGGUUGGAUUUAUUGCCCAAUAAAAUAUCCUCCUCUUAUUUAAAUAAGGUGUUCUUCAUUGUGCUUUAUAGUAUAGUGCCAAUAAUUAAAAACUAGCUUCGAUAUUAGGGCUGACUUUUUUUUAAAGCUAUGUUUGCAAUAAACUGAAGAAUCGUGGUGCCCUUUUGUGAAAGACUUUAGAAAUAAUAGCAUUAUUAAAGUCAUUAUAUAGAUUCUACUGAUGUAAUACCAGUCUUUGGGUUUUUUUUUCCUACAGUUCUUACUAUGCUUAUAUAAUAACUGCAUUUCAAAGAAGGCUCUUCUGAGGAGAUAUUACAUCAUGUCUAAAUCUCUUUUUCCCAUUUUGAUGUCUGUGGUUUUAAAAAUACUUCUUGUAUGUUAGCUUCUAAUUUGUUUAUUUGUCAUCCUGGGCAGAAGUAAGUGGAACACACAUAGUUGGGUCAUUCAUUCAUUUUAUUAACCUUGAGUGUACUUCCUUUUUCAUUUCUAAAAAUCCUAAUUCAUAUGUUGGCCCCUUCACCAAAAAGUAAAUGUUGCUUUAAAAUACUUAGUAUAAUGUGAAUUUACUGUCUGAAGAACCAUGAUUUUUUAUGUAAGUAUAAAAUUGUAGUUUAAAGAGAAUUGUCUCCUUUAUCUAGUCUGAGAUGUAAGUACUAACACUUUCGGGCUUUUUGUAGCAUUAUGUUGGCUGAACACUAGGCCAGUUUAUUUGUUUCUCAGGGCCAACAUCAUAUUCUUUCACAGCUUUCUUAGCCCAGAAAGCUUUCUGCAUUGUUAGUUUUGUCUGUAGAAUACUUAGUUGUAAUUGGGAAAAACAACAUGGAGACGUUAGAUUGAAAAGACUUUGAAGAUAUUGAGACUAUUGUCAUUUGAUAGGACAUCAUUGUAGUAUAUUUUGUGUAUUGUAAACAUAAUGAUGUUUUCAUACUUUCAAGAUUGGUUACAGAGUACUUUCCUUAUCGUGAGACUCCUUAAAAUUAAAUGUGGAAUCCAUCUUUAAUUUCUUCCUUUAUUUUCAUUAGUGCCUCAGAUAUAACGCUAAAUAAAACUCAGACUUUCUUAAUAUGA